This is a messenger RNA of Beta vulgaris subsp. vulgaris (sugar beet), 2035 nucleotides long. Its product is annotated as RNA polymerase sigma factor sigA. The record is from RefSeq and is a predicted model, not a curated record. Gene Ontology annotation, biological process: regulation of DNA-templated transcription; DNA-templated transcription initiation. NCBI's taxonomy places the organism in Eukaryota, Viridiplantae, Streptophyta, Magnoliopsida, Caryophyllales, Amaranthaceae. The transcript is spliced from 10 exons. Gene Ontology annotation, molecular function: DNA-binding transcription factor activity. The coding region runs from base 234 to 1742 and encodes 502 amino acids.
GCCACAAGAACAAGAAAUAAAACAAAAACACACACAAAUAAUCUCAAUCUUAUUGCACUCACAAUACUGUUAACACACCCAUAACAGAUUUUCUCUCUCACUUUCUCUUUCUCUCAACUGUGAAAAUAGUGUGAAUUUCUUAAGCUUUACACUCAAAUUCAGAUUGUAGAAGAAUUCCCUUGGGACAAGGUGAUUCAUUUGAGCUUUGGAGUCCAAUGCUCUGAUGGUGUUGCAUGUUCAGGCUUACAAUGGCCACGGCUGCUGUCGUUGGGCUUAGUGCUGGCCAAAGGCUUUUAAGCUCCUCCUUUUGUUACUCUGAUCUCACAGAAAAGCUUUCCUAUACCGGUGAACAGCAUCAGAUUACUCCCACAAAAACUGUAAUUGUUGCCAAGAGAACAGCUAAUUUUAAUCAGAGAGGAUCAUCAGUCAAAGCUCUUAAAGAAUGUAUAGAUGGUACUUUCAUUCCUCCAACUUCUGAAACAUGGAAUCCAGGAUCUUCUCCUUUAGAAGAGGAAAAUUCAAGUCCUGAAACUCCAUUGGAAGCUCUCCUUUUGCUGCAGAAAUCCAUGCUUGAGAAGCAGUUAGAGCUAUCCUUUGAGCGCAAUAGCAUGACUGAUAUGCCAAGGGAGUAUACUUCUAAGGGAUCACACGUCACGGCCUCAGGAAUUCCUGCUCGAGUACGAAGGAUUAACGCUAAGAAGAGAAGUCAGGGGAAAAAGAUUUUUACAAAGGAAAGUGAGAGAGGGAAACCUCCAAUGGCUACUGUAAGUCCUGAGCUACUCCAGAAUCGUUCAAUAGGCUAUGUGAGGGGUUUGACAAGUGAUGAAUUGCUGACUCAUGCUCAAGUUGUGAAUUUAUCUCAAAAGAUAAAAGCCGGUCUUUCCUUGGAGGAUCAAAAGUCAAGACUGAAGGAGAAACUAGGGUGUGAACCUUCUGACGAGCAACUUGCAAACUCCUUGAGGAUGAACCGUGCUGAAGUGAGAUCCAAAUUAAUUGAAUGUUCUCUGGCCAGAGAGAAGUUGGCUAUGAGCAAUGUUCGGUUGGUCAUGUCCAUUGCUCAAAGGUAUGAGAACAUGGGUGCUGAUAUGACCGAUCUUGUUCAGGGUGGACUGAUUGGACUUCUCCGGGGAAUUGAGAAGUUUGACUCAUCCAAAGGGUUCAAAAUUUCAACAUAUGUUUAUUGGUGGAUACGUCAAGGUGUUUCUAAAGCACUAGUAGAAAAUUCAAGAACUCUGAGGUUACCUACUCAUCUCCAUGAAAGAUUAAGUUUAAUUCGCAGCGCGAAAAAUAAACUUGAAGAGAAAGGGAUAACUCCAUCGAUUGAUAGGAUAGCUGAAUCUUUGAAUAUGUCGCAUAAGAAAAUUAAAAAUGCAACAGAGGCCGUCAGAUCUGUCUUAUCACUGGACAGGGAAGUAUUCCCCUCUUUGAAUGGUUUACCAGGAGAGACAUUUCAUAGUUACAUUGCGGACAAUCGCCUAGAAAAUAACCCGUGGCAUGGUGUAGAUGAAUGGGCACUCAAGCACGAAGUAAGCAAUCUUAUAGACACUGCACUCAGGGAAAGAGAGAAAGAAAUAAUACGUCUCUAUUAUGGUCUGGAGGAUGAAUCUCUGACUUGGGAAGAAAUUAGCAAAAGGAUUGGUUUGUCAAGAGAGCGAGUCAGACAAGUUGGACUAGUCGCGUUGGAGAAACUAAAACACGCUGCGAGAAAGAGAAGGAUGGAAGCCUUGCUGGUGAAACACUAGUAAGGCAUAUGAAUCAUAGUCUACUGUAGAGCUUAUUGACUGUAUAUAUAUAUAACAGAAAUGAAACAUUUACAUUCACUUUCUUACAGUAAGUAUGAGUUGCAUCACAGGGGCUUACACUAAACUUUUUUAUUCUUAAAACCCUGUCUUUUGUUCCUGGGAUCAGGAAGUUUGUUGUAUAGUUGCAUGUAAGAGGUCACAAAAACAACUACUUAUGCUUCAUGUAUUAAUACAAGUUUAAAUUUUGAUAAAAAUAGGUAUUUGUUUAAAUACACAGCAUAUGAUUUUCUGAA